This is a messenger RNA of Quercus lobata, 1460 nucleotides long. RefSeq names its product GDSL esterase/lipase EXL3-like. Lineage: Eukaryota; Viridiplantae; Streptophyta; Magnoliopsida; Fagales; Fagaceae. The coding region runs from base 132 to 1232 and encodes 366 amino acids. Gene Ontology annotation, biological process: lipid metabolic process. The transcript has 5 exons. The record is from RefSeq and is a predicted model, not a curated record. Gene Ontology annotation, cellular component: extracellular region. Gene Ontology annotation, molecular function: lipase activity.
GUGAGUUAUAAGUCCAAUAAAUAGGCUGCACGAGAUAUAGUCAUGUAAAUGCAAAUUAUAAGUUCUACACUGUCAAACAAGAUUUAAUACUUCUUUUUUCUUUUCCCCAUAAAACUCGUAACCAUAGCACAAUGAAGUUUCCCUCUUCAAAACCUCUUUCUUGUUCCUAUAUAAUUAUUUUCUCAAUCCUCCUCGUGUUCAACAUUUUCCAUAACACUACUGGCAGCACUACAAGGCUGCCUAAGAAUGAAACAGUUCCCGCAGUUAUAAUCUUUGGAGAUUCAAUAGUGGAUACGGGCAACAACAACUACAUUGAAACUGUGGCUAAGUGUGAUUUCCCACCAUAUGGGAGAGAUUUCAUCGGUGGAAAACCAACUGGAAGGUUUAGCAAUGGAAAGGUCCCAGCAGAUUUUUUAGCUGAAAUAUUUGGUGUUAAGAAGAUUCUACCGGCUUAUCUUGAUCCAAAUCUUCAACUUCAAGACCUCCUUACUGGUGUAAGUUUUGCCUCUGGCGGUGCAGGAUAUGAUCCUCUCACUGCUAAAAUUGCGUCUGUCUUAUCGUUAUCGGAUCAAUUAGACUUGUUCAAAAAUUACAUAAAGAAGAUAAAGGAAGCAGUAGGAGAAAGCAGAACAGCUACUAUACUGUCAAAAAGUAUAUUCAUAGUGUGUGCAGGGAGCAAUGACAUUGCAAAUACUUAUUUUUCUACACCGUUUAGGAUAGCCCAUUAUGAUAUUCCUGGAUAUACUGAUCUAAUGGUUAGAUCAGCUACAAGUUUCUUGCAGGAACUUCAUGGACUAGGAGCAAGAAGGAUUGGAGUAUUAAGCUUACCAUCAAUAGGGUGCGUGCCAUCACAGAGAACACUGGCUGGAGGCAUACUGAGAGGGUGUUCUGAGUCUGCAAACCAAGCAGCAAUUCUCUUCAAUUCAAAGCUCUCCUCCCAAGUGGAUUCCUUCAAUAAAAGACUUCCAGAAGCUAGGCUUGUUUAUUUAGAUAUCUAUAACCCGCUGCUUGCCAUCAUCCAAAACCCAUCUCAAUAUGGAUUUCAAGAGGCAAACAAAGGGUGCUGUGGCACAGGGAAAAUAGAGGUCAGCAUUUUAUGUACCAGUUUUUCACCAGAGACAUGUACCAACGCCUCUGAAUAUGUAUUCUGGGACAGUUAUCAUCCCUCAGAGCAGACCUCUAAAAUCCUUACCCCAAUAGUCUUGGAUGACUAUAUCUACAAAUUCUUCUGAGGGUAAUCUCUCAUCUCUCUUUCUUGGCCAGUUAUUAUUGGAAGUGUUUGUGCUAUUAAUUAGCAUUUGAAGUGAGUCCAAUCUAUGUUAUUACCAUGCUUAAAUUGGGACUAUGUAUCAGUAUUUCUGCAAUGUUCCAAUCUACUAGAUUUUUCUUUAUUCAUGAUCAUGAAAAUGUUAUGUGAACUGAGACUAUCUGUCAGCAAUUCUGCAAUUAAUGUUCCAGUA